Molecule: messenger RNA, 1422 nt
Organism: Adineta steineri
Lineage: Eukaryota; Metazoa; Rotifera; Eurotatoria; Adinetida; Adinetidae
Source: the annotation of a GenBank genome assembly
AUGAUGUCACAAACUAACGGUAUUACUACAGCCAUAAUAAAUAAUAAUAAUAAGAUUAAUAUUAAUGAAAAUGAUACUAAUUGUGAUAAUGAUUUGGAAGUCUUACAAAAUCUUCAAACAUUAGUUCCAGAAAUAAAACAAAAUUUUAUUUUAAUUUCUCAACAAUUUACACAAUUUAUUAAUUAUACAAAAAAUUUUAAUAAACUUUCUUCAACAAUUCAAUUAAUGCAAUUACAACAAGAACAACUUGAAAAAGAAUUAGAACAAUUAAAAAAAGAUCAAGUUGACAUUAAUAAACAAUUAGAAAUAAAUGCUGAUAAUCGAAUAUAUCUUGAUGUUGGUGGACAAGUAUUUACGACAACUAUUAGAACAUUAACACAACAAAUAAAUUCACCAUUUUUUAAAGUUUUUAUUACAGAAAAAUGGAAUAAAACAAAUUCUAUUGACAAUCCAAUAUUUAUUGAUCGUGAUGGACGCUUAUUCGAUCAUAUUCUUAAAUAUCUUCGAACAGGUGAACUUAUUAUUGAAGAUAAAAUCGUACGAAAAGAAUUAUUAAUUGAAGCGAAAUAUUAUAAAUUACAAAAUUUAGAAGAUGAUUUAAAUCUCAUGAUAAAAAAAGAAGAAUCAUUUAUAAAUAUGAAUCCAUUUAGUAGUACUAGUCAAUCACCACCAUGUAGUCCUGGACCAAUGAUUAAUAGAUCACGUUCAUCACCAUAUUCACCUAUUCCAACACCUAAUAAUAUAGUACGUACAUCACCAUUUAAUCAAUCUCUACCUUUAAAAUCGAAACCUCAUCCAGCUCAAACAGCAUCAUCAUGGAGAUCGUGUGUAUCGUCAGAAAAUCGAUUAAAUUAUUUUCCUGGAAGUUUGUUAUUAACUCCUGAAUAUGAAGAAAAACUUAUUGAAUUUAUGGGUAAUGAUAUUCCAAUAGCACCACAAGAUCAAACAUGGCAAUUAAUUUAUCGAGCAAGUGAACAUGGAUAUGAUGCAGCUGAUUUUCAUCGUUGUUGUGAAUCUUAUGCUCCAACAGUAUCAAUAAUUCAAACUGAUUUUGGAAAUAUUUUUGGUGGUUUUACAUCAAUACCAUGGAGUUCAGCAACAAUACGAGCUGAUCAAGCUGAUCCAACAGCAUUUUUAUUUACAUUAAAAAAUACAUUUAAUAUUUCACCAACAAAAUUUCCCGUCGCUAAAGAAUAUCAACAAUGUGCAAUAAGUCAUAAUCCAACAUGUGGUCCUAAUUUUGGUUCUCCAAAGAAUGAAGGCAGUGAUUUAUGUUUAAGAAAUCGAUUUAAUGAUAAAACUAAUUGUAUAUUUUUUCCCAAAAGUUACAUUGAUACAACUAAUCAAGGUGGUUUAAUAUUUGCAAAAAAAUACUUUGCAUGUAAAGAAGUCGAAAUAUAUACUCUCACAAACAAUAAUUAA